Saccostrea echinata is the source of this 1116-nucleotide messenger RNA. RefSeq lists its product as uncharacterized. The transcript has a single exon. The record is from RefSeq and is a predicted model, not a curated record. Lineage: Eukaryota; Metazoa; Mollusca; Bivalvia; Ostreida; Ostreidae. The coding region runs from base 1 to 1116 and encodes 371 amino acids.
AUGGACAGAGAACACUAUAAAGAAAUGUCCCUAUCUCAACUCCAGGAUAAUCAAUUCUAUAAGAAACUAGAGCAAAAUCAGGAUCGGCAAUCUAUGCUUAAAAUAACAAACCUCACAAAGAAGUUUCAAAGUAACCUCACGAAAAACGAAAUUGAAUACCUUACGAACUUUGAAGUUAAAACUAGCCAUUUUUAUGGUCUUCCCAAAAUACACAAAUGUAAAGAAAUCCAGAAAAAUGUCAAGAAAUGUAAUUCUACGUACAUAAAACUUCCUAGACCAAAUGAUCUUAAACUGAGGCCCAUCAUUGCAGGACCUGCAUCUAGUACACAAAGAUUAAGCAAUCUGCUAGAUAUAAUCUUAAAACCACUGUGCACCAAAGUGACCAGUUAUGUUCGUGAUGAUAUGGAUUUCCUUAAUUAUAUUCCACAAACAGUACCAAGAGAUACACUGCUUGUUAGUUUUGAUGUUACCAGCUUAUAUACUAAUAUUACGCAUGAUUUAGGAAUUGAGGCAAUCAAAUAUUGGUUGGAUAAAUAUCCGGAAGAAAUCGACGAUAGAUUUCCCGCAAACUUCAUCUUAGAAGGACUUAGAAUUGUACUAGAGAAUAAUAAUUUUCUUUUUGAUGACGAAAAUUAUCUACAAAUCAAAGGUACUGCCAUGGGCACCAAAGUCGCCCCUACAUAUGCUUGUUUAGUUAUGGGAUUUCUAGAAGAAAAACUUUACACUAUUUUACCGGAAACCUUUGAUCUGGACUUUACGCAGUACAUUAAAGAGAAUUGGAAAAGGUACUUGGAUGAUCGCUUCAUCUUUUGGACAAGGAGUGAAGAGGAUCUUAGAAAAUUCCAUUCGGUCAUUAAUGAAUUACACGAUUCAAUUAAUUUCACAAAUGACAUGAAUCGUGAUUCACUUCCUUUUCUAGAUAUACUCAUAAUAAAAAACGGAGAAGAUAUUUCUACAGACCUAUUCCUGCCAUCCGUCACAUACAAAAAGGAACAUUCCAUACAAUAUGGCCAGACGUAUUUGUGCCAUUGUGACCGAGCCUACUCUACGCUUGAAAAGACUCCAAGAAUUAAAACAACACCUGAGGCGACAAAACUAUCCAAUAAACCUUAUUGA